Molecule: messenger RNA, 594 nt
Organism: Vairimorpha ceranae
Lineage: Eukaryota; Fungi; Microsporidia; Nosematidae
Product: thymidine kinase
Exons: 1
Coding region: 1-594 (197 amino acids)
Biological process (GO): thymidine metabolic process
Cellular component (GO): cytosol
Molecular function (GO): ATP binding; thymidine kinase activity
Source: RefSeq, a predicted model, not a curated record
AUGGUCAAAUUUUUUACUGGAUGUGUCAUGUCUGGAAAAACUAGAUUGCUUUUUGAUUUUAUUAACCUCUGCUGUAGCGAAAAUUAUUUAGUUCUAGCUCCAAAAUUAGUUGUUAAGGAAAAUGGCAAUAAAUUAACGAGUCGAGCUGUUAAGGACAAAUACAUCACUCCAGAUCUUUGUUUAACUGAAAAUGAUAGUAUUUUGAAACUAUUUAAAGAGAAACUUAAAAGAAACAAAUCUAUCCAAAUCGUCUUUUGUGACGAGAUACAGUUCUUUACGAAGCAACAGAUUGAUGACCUUUUUACGCUUGAAGAAGAUUAUGGAAUAAAGGUAGUCUGCUUUGGGAUUAAUAAAACUCAUCGAAAUGAAGAUUGGCCUACAAUUGAGUACCUUAAAAGAAGAAUCCUUGAUAUUACGACUCUUGAAGUAAAGUGUAUGAGCUGUAGGGCAAUUGCGAAUACGAAUAUACGAAGUGAUUAUAAUUUAGAAGAAGAAACAAUAAGUAUUAAUAUUAAAGAUGGAGAAGAAAAAUAUUUUCCUAUUUGCAAUGAAUGUUAUAAGAAAAAAACUCGAAAAUGGUUCUCACUCUUUUAA